Molecule: messenger RNA, 486 nt
Organism: Aspergillus tanneri
Lineage: Eukaryota; Fungi; Ascomycota; Eurotiomycetes; Eurotiales; Aspergillaceae
Exons: 1
Coding region: 1-486 (161 amino acids)
Molecular function (GO): nucleic acid binding; zinc ion binding
Source: RefSeq, a predicted model, not a curated record
AUGGCCAGAUAUAUCACGUGUUACCACGCUACACCGGGGCUACGGCCUAAUCUCCGUCGAAUACUAGAAGACUCGAAUAAUUCUCUCUUUGAUCUUCCCUAUAAUGAAUAUAUUGAACUUGUCCAGAGUACCGAUCGGCGUACCCGUCCUAGUCCAAAAUCAGCCCCGAAACCAGCUUUGACCCCGAAUACAGACCCAAUGGAUACUGAUCCGGUCCGAGUCAACUCAGUUAAAAUAAACCCCAAUCCUGUUCAUGUUGGCUCUGUGAGAGUAGCCCGAGCUGCUUCGCCUGUUUUAUCUGAUUCUUCUCAUGAAUCCACCACCUCUGACCGCCGCCGUUUCCGACUUGCGAAUAAUUUAUGCCUUUACUGCGGUUCUAAUGAUCAUUGGAUCGCAGACUGCGAUGCCCGCUCUACUUUGUCUGAUACUUCCGAGAAACCUCCGAAAAAGCUUACAGCCCGCGCCAGCAACCCGCCUCGCUAUUAG